AUGAAGAAGUUGUUGUCCUCUAGAGUAUCCCAAGUCGCAAAACCCAUAGACUGUUUUGGCUCCAGUGUUUUGAGAGAGCGGCACGACUUCAAAGGUUUGCAGCGGUGCCCGGGGUGCAGGAUGUCACUUGUCCAGUUGCCCUUCUUUGAUGGGUCGGCGUUCCUGGUAAAUCGGAGAACCUUUUUGGACGUCGACGUAGAUGUCCAAAGCAGUGAUGUGCAGGCAAGUGGCCGUGCAUGCAGCACACCUCCUUGGACGAGGUACGUCGACAGUUGUGACGUUGAAGAGGAUGCCAAGCCAGUCAGUCGUAUUCUUACCGGCAGUACCACCGUGAGCACGGAGGAUUGCAACCUCGAAUGCGGUUUUGGUCGCCUAACGACCCAGACUUCGCUCAGCGCAUCGGAUAGAUUGCAGAUGGAGGUGCGAGACCCGCCAGCCUCGGCAUCUGACAACAUUGAGGAGUCAGACUUGGAAGACCUCCAGACCGUCAUGAUCAAGAACAUCCCGUGUCGGUGCAGCACAGGUGAAGUGCUUCGUGCUGUUGACUCCUUGGGUUUUGCUGGGAGCUAUGACUUCUUUUACCUGCCUAUGAAUCGGCGACACAAGCAAGGCAAAGGCUACGCUUUCAUCAAUUUUAUUGAAACCGGCACGGCCGCCUGUUUCAAAGAUGCCAUCCGGGGCUACCGCUUCCCAGGUCGCGAGAGCACCAAGCAAGUCGAGAUUGCUGCUGCGCAGUUGCAGGGCCGAGCAGAAAUGGAAGCCUACUUCAGCCGCACGCAAAUUGUUCACAGGAGCUUUCGGCCACUGAUGUGA
Symbiodinium natans is the source of this 813-nucleotide messenger RNA. NCBI's taxonomy places the organism in Eukaryota, Dinophyceae, Suessiales, Symbiodiniaceae. The record is from the annotation of a GenBank genome assembly.